This is a messenger RNA of Lytechinus variegatus (green sea urchin), 1224 nucleotides long. RefSeq names its product mucin-5AC-like. The coding region runs from base 1 to 1224 and encodes 407 amino acids. The transcript is spliced from 2 exons. Lineage: Eukaryota; Metazoa; Echinodermata; Echinoidea; Temnopleuroida; Toxopneustidae. The record is from RefSeq and is a predicted model, not a curated record.
AUGUUAUUGUUAUUGUUCCCAGAUGUUAGAACUACAUCAAGCACCAAUGGAAUUACAUCGGUCAAAACAACAGAAGCUCAGGAUCCAUCAUCAGACGUCCUUAGUACACAUCAAAAGAUCACAACUAAUACCAUUGCGACACAGAAACCAACAACAGACAUCACUGCUACAGGGCUACUUUCUACAACUUUUAUCACUGCAGCAGAGAAGGCAACAACACAACAAUCAACAACAGACAUUCGUACUAAAGAACAAAUGUCUCAAACCUAUGUGACUAGAACGCAUGAAUAUUCAACAGACCUACAAACUACACAGCAAAUGCCCACUACCGAUAUUUCUACAAAGCAGAAAUCGACAACAAACGCCAUAACAGACGGAAUGCCCACAACUUACAUUCCUACCACAUACAAACUAACUCCAAACAUCCUCACUACGGAUAAAAUGACCAUAACCAACAUAGCUACAACACAGGAACCAAUAACAGAAAUUCCCACUACGAAUAAAUUACCCGCGAUUGAUAUUUCUACUAGACAUUCAUCAACACCAUACAUUCUUACAACCGAGCAAGGUCCCACAUCAGGUAUCAGCACAACACUGACAUUACCGACAGACCUUCCUUUUACAGAACAAAUAUCCACUUCCGAUGUAACUACAAAGAAUACGCGUGAGCCAAUGCCCACAACUGAUAUUCCUACAACAGAAAAAUCAACAACAGAUAUUCCCACACCCGAUAUCCGAACAACAAAGAAACCAAUAUCAUAUAUAUCCACUACAGAGCUAAUUCCCACAACUACUGAUAUCCUUUCACCUAAGGAAUCAACAACAUAUAUUCCCACAACAGAGCCUAUGUCCACAACUGACAUCGCUACAAAGCAGGAGUCAACCGACAUUCUCACUACAGAGCAAGUUGCCACAACCACUGAUAUCCUUACAACAGAGAAAUCGACAAAAAAUAUUCCAACCUCAGAGCUAAUACCCACAACAGAUAAUCCUACUACAGAGCAAGUUUCCACAACCUCUAUCCCUUUAAUGACACACAAACCAACAUCAUAUAUUUCCUCUACAGAGCUAGUGCCCACAACCACUCAUAUUCUUACAACAGAAAAAUCAACUCCUUAUGUAUCCACCGCAGAGCAAAUUCCUACUACUGAUGUCAUUUCAACAGAGGAACCAACAACGGGAAUCAACAGAUGUUCCCACCACAGAGCAAGUUCCCACCACUAA